AUGGGCAUUGUAUUACCAUAUUAUAUUUUGAUCAUCAUAUUAUGUUUAAGGGUACAUUCCCUUAAUGAUGUAGAAGCCUUGCUAAAAUUAAAGAAUUCCUUCACAAAUUCAGAGUCCCUAAACUCUUGGGACCCUAACACUUUUCCUUGCAAAAACAAGACUAGUAUUUGGAAGGGAGUCAUUUGUGUUGAUGGGGUUGUAAUAGGCCUAAGGUUGAAAUCUAUGGGAUUAUCAGGCAAUAUUGAUGUUGAUGCAUUGUCUAAUCUUGUAGGACUUCGAACUCUUAGUUUCGAAAACAAUAAUUUUUCGGGUUUUAUCCCUUGGCUUAAUCGAUUAGGCUCGCUAAAAGCCAUUUACUUGUCCGACAAUCAGUUUGAAGGGAAAAUUGAUCCCGAUUUCUUCAUUAACAUGGGGUCUUUGAAGAAACUUUGGCUAGCAAACAACUCAUUUUCAGGUGAAAUUCCAUCGUCGUUAGCCUUACUAAGGAAUUUAGUCGAGUUACACCUCGAAAAUAAUCGAUUUUCAGGCAUGGUUCCUCCCCUUAAGCAACCUCCAUUGGAAAGACUUAACUUAUCAAAUAAUGAAUUAGAAGGGCAAGUUCCUAUGAGUCUUUUGAACUUUAGGGAUGGUACUUCUUUUGUAGGGAACCCUAAUCUUUGUGGGGUUAUUGUAAGGAAAGAUUGUACGACUAUGAUUAAAGGAAAUAAUCAUGGAACACCCCUAAUUUCUCCUAUGACAUCUAUAGGUGAUUUGAAACACAAUCAAGAACAUAAUAAUAUAAGGCAAUUUCAAGGGAUUUUAGCAAUUUUUGUAAGUGUAACGGUGGUGCUUUUAUCCUUAGUUGUCCUAGCUAUCUUCAUUAAAGAAAAGAGAAGAGAAAAACAAGAUAUUCCUACAAGUAAUAAACCCAAAAACAAGCCUAAUGAGGCUGCGGUAGGGUUACAUGUUGAAGGUUAUACUAAAAUUUCCUCGAGUAAAGGGAGUUGUAGGAGAGGAGGCAGUAGUGCGGGGACAGGGGAUUUUGUCAUUGUUAAUGUUGAUAAGGGAAUGUUUGGAUUGACGGAUUUGAUGAAAGCUUCGGCUCAGGUGUUAGGAAAUGGGAGCAUGGGAUCGGCCUAUAAGGCGAUUAUGGGUAACGGAUUAGGAGUUGUUGUGAAGAGGAUGUGUGAGCUUAAUGUAUUGCAAAAGGAUGGUUUUGAUGCACAUAUUAGGAUGUUAGCUAGUUUUAAACAUAGGAAUGUUUUGCCUCCUUUGGCUUAUCAUUUUACAAGGGAUGAGAAGUUGGUUAUUUAUGAAUAUGUUCCUAAAGGCAGCUUACAUUACCUUCUACAUGGUGAUCGAGGAAAAGUUCAUGAAGAACUAAAUUGGCCAACACGUCUAAAAAUCAUAAAAGGAAUAGUAGAAGGCCUAUCAUCCCUUCACUCUCAAUUAAAAUCUUUGGACAUACCUCAUGGUAACCUAAAAUCUAGCAACAUUAUGAUUACCUUACACAAUGAACCAUUACUCAUGGACUAUGGCUUUAGUCCACUAACUAACCCUAAUGUCAUAACAACAACAUUAUUUGGUUAUCGAUCACCCGAAGUUAUACAAUACAAAAAGGUAUCACCAAAAUGUGAUGUUUAUUGCCUAGGAAUAGUCAUUCUUGAGAUCCUUACAUGUAAAUUUCCUACUCAAUAUCUUAAUGCCACCAAUGGUGGCACCGAUGUCGUGCAAUGGGUCGCCUCGGCCAUAGAAGAAGGCCGAGAAUUUGAAGUACUUGACCCUGAUAUUGUGUCGAAUUCGACGAGUUGUAAGGCUAGUAUGGUUAAGAUGCUACAUAUUGGGGCUGAUUGUAGUGAAGUUGAUGUUGAUAAAAGGCCUAGUUUGAGUGAAGCUAAGGAGAGGGUACAAAAUAUUGAUGUUCAUGAUGGUGGUGGUAGGGAUGUUAUGGCUCUUAAUGUCUAAUUUGGUUUGGAUAACGACAUUGUAGUUGUUGAU
Amaranthus tricolor (Joseph's coat) is the source of this 1977-nucleotide messenger RNA. Its product is annotated as pollen receptor-like kinase 3. Lineage: Eukaryota; Viridiplantae; Streptophyta; Magnoliopsida; Caryophyllales; Amaranthaceae. The record is from RefSeq and is a predicted model, not a curated record. The transcript has 2 exons. The coding region runs from base 1 to 1944 and encodes 647 amino acids. Gene Ontology annotation, biological process: protein phosphorylation. Gene Ontology annotation, molecular function: ATP binding; protein binding; protein kinase activity.